AUGAAGAAGUGUGUCCGCCUAUCAGACGGGGCACAGCCGAGGAUGUCAUCAAUGGAGCUGUGUCAGCGAUUACUAUCAAUAACUCUUGUGAGUGGUCCUCCAUCUCCAGAUGUCUUCUCAUUUGAACUUGCAACAGUGUCACCAGCUUUCUUCCAUGAUGAUGGAUCCAUGAGAAAAUGCUUGGACAACGUACUAGCUGCAGAUAUGGAGACACUUGCCAUGGAAACUGCUGAUGACGCGGACGUCCAAGAGACACCGUCAACUGCAAGAGGGAACUGGUCGAACCAGCUGGACUAUGUUGUGUCUGUGUUGGGUUGUAUUGUCGGGUACGGCAACCUGUGGCGGUUCCCCUAUAUCUGUAACAGGAAUGGUGGCGGUAUAGGCGUCGGUCAGUUCAUUGCCUGCACAGGUGGAUUAAUCUACUACCAGACCAUUAUAGCCUGGUCAAUCUACUACAUGGUAAUGUCAUGUGCUUCCGUACUUCCCUGGUCAACGUGUGGCAAUGAGUGGAACACAGAGUCUUGUCUGGAGGAAACCCUUGGCAAUAUUGCAGUCAACAGAACUGAUGGUCAACCGUCCAACACAAACAGCAUCAUGAACGCAACGAGAGGGUCACAGUUUACUUUUGACCACACGGAUGUGGGGGAAUUCUGGCAGUACAAGGCUCUAGGUGUGUCGGAAGGAGUUCAGGAAAUUGGCCAAGUUCAGUGGCAUCUGGUUGUGUGCCUGUUUGUGUUAUGGAUAUUUGUGUUUGCGUCACUUAUCAAAGGCAUAAAGAGUGCAGGAAAGGUGGCCUAUGUGACCGUGUUCCUCCCCUACCUGCUGCUGGUCGUCCUGCUGAUCAGAACUCUGCUGGUGCCUGGAGCAGUGGAUGGCAUUGUCUUCUAUCUGAAACCAGAUCUCACCAGACUCCUGGAUCUGCAGGUAGUCCACUACUUGUCUCUUGUUCGUCGAUGGCCAGUUCUGAUUUGA
This is a messenger RNA of Haliotis rubra (blacklip abalone), 972 nucleotides long. Its product is annotated as sodium- and chloride-dependent betaine transporter-like. The coding region runs from base 1 to 972 and encodes 323 amino acids. Gene Ontology annotation, biological process: sodium ion transmembrane transport. The record is from RefSeq and is a predicted model, not a curated record. Lineage: Eukaryota; Metazoa; Mollusca; Gastropoda; Lepetellida; Haliotidae. Gene Ontology annotation, cellular component: membrane. The transcript has 5 exons.